Diplodia corticola is the source of this 3789-nucleotide messenger RNA. RefSeq names its product armadillo repeat protein. Gene Ontology annotation, biological process: proteasome-mediated ubiquitin-dependent protein catabolic process. Gene Ontology annotation, molecular function: protein binding. The coding region runs from base 1 to 3789 and encodes 1262 amino acids. The transcript is spliced from 4 exons. NCBI's taxonomy places the organism in Eukaryota, Fungi, Ascomycota, Dothideomycetes, Botryosphaeriales, Botryosphaeriaceae. Gene Ontology annotation, cellular component: GID complex. The record is from RefSeq and is a predicted model, not a curated record.
AUGACGAGAGUGCCGGCGAUAUUCUUCACGCUUCGUGACAUUGAGCAGUGCGGCCAACCUUCGACUCGAGCACGCCUCACAACUCGCGCGCCGCCGUACAUCGCACCGCUCACGAAACGGAACGACCACAGGGCCUCCGGCUUGCACUCGGCUAUUUCUCGAUCGUUCGAUGGCAUAAUAUUCUUUCCGCCCACAUCACCGCUGAGGCCGCACCGUCACUCCUCCGUUCCGCUGUCCGCUGUCCGGCCUCCGCCCUCCGCAACCUUCAGCCUCGAGCCUGAUCCCCGCCAUCGCCUUCGCAUCCGAGCCGCCCCCCGGCAGCCGCCGCCCGGAACAACCACGUUCUCGAAUUUCGUCGACGACCACCACGCUGCGAGAAUGACGCGCGCACCCUCGCCCCCGGCCUUGGGGGAGCUUCGCAGCCCCAGCUCGCCCGCCGCCCAGGUCAGCGCUCUCAAGCAACUCAAGAAUUUUAUCGUGGGACAUGACCAGAGGAAGGAGCUUGUCGUCCGCAGAGGCAUAAUACCAGAGCUCGCGCGCGUGCUGCAGGCAAACGUCAAGGCGGCGGGCAAGCGGCGGCAGCGCCACCUCAAUGGGGGAGGGGGAGGAGCUUCCACCUCAGCGCCCGCCGCGGAAGGCGCCGAGAGCUGGACGCAGGAAGACGAGGAGCGCUUGCAGGCCACGCUGAUCGUGGGCAGUUUGGCUGUCGGUGGACCACCUUUCGUUGCACCAAUCCUCGCCGGAGACCUCCUCCAACCCCUCCUCGCCGCCCUGUCCCCGAGCGACGCUCCGCCGAAGCUUGUGAUAGCUACCUUGCGCACCCUCAUUUCUCUGGCCUCUGCCACCGGCUCCGUCCUCUUCCCCAAUACCUACCGGGAGCGGAUAGCGCACGAAAUAUACCAGAAGCCCGAUGGGGACUCGUUGACUGAGAUCCUGGCGCAGCGGUCGGCCAUGCGUACGGUGCAGGAGCAGAUCGGUCUGACUGCCGAGUUGAUCUCGAAGACCUGCCGGAAGGAUGACCAUCGCAAUUUCUUGGUCAAGUCCGGGGCCCUGGACCUGCUCUCUUCGCACUUCGCGGCCCACGUUUCGGCGUCGUCGCUGGUGUCCCCAGUUGUGGAGGUCUCCGCCAUAGCAUCGUUCCCGCCGGCGCCGUCGAAAUCGAACUUUCUCCACAUAGUUUCGGCAAUUUCGAGUAUCAUUGCGGAGUCUAGCUACAGGACGGCCCGAUUUUUGUACUCGCAACCCGUUGUCGCCAUUUUCCCUACGGCCAAGCAGAUUUCUGCCUUUGAGAAGUACGGGUUCAUGAUCCAACCGCGAUCGAGUGAUUUCUACAAUACGCAGAACAUUGCUCCUUACGAGUAUAUUUUGCCUCAAUUGCAGGUGGCACAGACCAAGGAAAGCAGCUUCUCGAAGGCAUUCCCUGCCCUUGGAUCCCUCACCGCUCCUGGAGACGGAACAAGGAUAUCGAGCUUCGCUGAUCCGAACGCGCACUCCGCGAAGCAUGUCACAGGGCAAGAAUAUGAGACAGCGAUAUACGCGUGGUGCAUCCGCAUGGCCAGAGAGCACCUUGACGAUGACAGGCUCGUCUUUGUCGAGCUGCUUGCGGAACUGGUCAAGUUCGCGGAGACCAAUCCCAUUGAUAACCGGUCUGAAUACGCCAAGGAGGGGCAACGCCGUCUGUUGGCUGUUCUCAUUGUCCCGUUGCUAGCGAAAAUGGCCGACGAGGGCGACGGCGGCCGCUCGGAGCGCUCCACAAAAGCCAUGAGGCUGAUGGCAGCGCUGCUGGAAUACGACCCGAUUCUGCAGAAUGCUGCUGCGGACUCGGGCAUAAUCAGGAAAGUCUGCCAGGUUCUUAAGAAGUCGUUCGAUGUCGUUGUUGGUGAGCAGUCGAAAGCCUGGUCUCCCAUUCCGUCAUCACCGGACGAGAUGGACAGCCUGGACGGCAUAGAAAGAGCGGACGUUCUUGGCAGCCCCGGCAUACCGCAAGAGGUACACAUCCUGCUGAAGAGUCGGGAGUGUUCGCUGCUCGCGCUUGCAGCUAUCGCGCACAAGGAAGACCCUCACCGGAAGACUAUCAUCGAGAGCGGCGCUGUGGCCUGCAUUGCGGAUUCCCUCAUCCCGUACAAACGCGAGGACGAGGAGAUGGCACGGGGUCCCAUCUUGACCGGCGCUAAGGAUGGGAAUCCCGUACCUGUUCUCAUUGCUGCCUGCAAUGCGGCCAGGGCUAUGUCGAGAUCCGUCAGCGUGCUGAGAACAAGCAUGAUGGACUAUGGUAUUGCGAAGCCGAUAUAUGGCCUUCUCAAGCACCCAGUCAUCGACGUGCAGAUUGCAACGACAGAUGUCUUAUGCAACCUGCUCUUGCAAUUCUCGCCGAUGAGAGAAGACUUAAUCGAGGCAGGUGUCGUCAAGACUCUCUGCGAGCAUGCACAUUCGGCAGAUUCACGGAUACGCUUGAUUUCACUGUGGGCUCUGAAGCAUCUUGUCUUACAGGCAGACAACGAGAUCAAGAUACAGUGCCUGGAAGAGCUUGGUACAGGCUGGCUAAUCAACACCGUCAGCGGAGAAGCUCGGCAGGUGCAGAUGCCUGCCAAGGGACAUCUCCAGCACUCGAGACCAGCCACUCCUUCGCUCAGCAUGGGAACUCCCAAUGCUGCGGGCGAACAGGUCGACCUACUAAAUGCCGUUGAUGAGCCAAGCAUGGAUAUUGACAACGAUACCGGAGCCUCUGGGGAUGAGGACGACGUCAUGGCAGACAGCAUUGGGCUUCUGCGGAACCGCAGCGCCAACUCGAACAGCACAGCCGCUAAGAACAGGGCGAAGCUGCGGGCAAUCAAAGACGCAGAGACCAACCCCAUCAUCCGCGCCCAGAAGGAAGAUCUGCGGACUCAAGAGCAGGCGCUUGACUUCAUCCGCAACCUGAUAAUGACGGACGCCGGCUCUAGCCCUGGCGACAUGAUCGACCACGUCUUACAGACCUUCGGACGAGACCGCUUCUUCGAGAUCCUGACCGCGAAACUGCGGCCUCGCUCGGCGGGCACCACUCCCUUCUCGUCGAGCCAACACUCGAGCGCCUACCAACAACACACAUCGGAAUCCUCCUCUCCCAACCCCCCAGGCGCCACGACCACCGCUCCCGCUCCCGGCACCACCCGCAGCGCAUCAGGCGGCGGCGGCGGCGGAGGAAGCACGUCGGCGCCGUCGGACCUGGCGCACCUGGCGCCGCCGGAGAUAUUGCUGGCGACGGCCUUCAUCGUGGUGCACGUGGCCAACGGCAAGCCGUCGCACCGGCAGCUGGUGAUUGCGCAGGCAGGGCUGAUGCGCGAGCUGCUGCCGCUCUUCGCGCACCCGGACCGCCGCAUCCGCGUGGCGUGCGUGUGGCUCGUCAACAACCUCACGUGGAUCGAGGACGCGUCGGACCACGGCGCGGCGCGGCAGCGGGCGCUGGAGCUGAGGGGGCUGGGCGUCGAGGAGCGGGUGAGGCUGUGUCUGAGCGAUGCGGAGCUGGACGUCAGGGAGAGGGCGAAGACGGCGGUGGAGCAGGUGGGGAAGCUGAUUGAGGGGUUGGGGCAUGGUGGUGGGACUACUAGUGGGACUACUGGUGGGAGCGGGGGUGGAACGCCUGGCGCUGGUGGGAGCGGCGCCUCGUCCUCUGGUGCUGCUUCCGGUGGUGGUGGUGCUGGUGCUGGCAGCGCGGCGUUCAUGGCCGGGUUGGGGGCGACGUCGGCGGCUGGUGGCGGCGGCGGCGGUGGUGGUAGUGGAGGGCAUAGCGCGUGGAGUCAUGAGAGGUAA